AUGUCUCCCGACACAGAUCCGACACAGGCAGUCGACGGGCUGGUCGGCGCCCUGAAGAACCUCACGACGGAUCCAAAUUAUAUGAUGUUGACGAACUUCUACGACGAGGCCAUGACACUCCGCGAACAAAACCACCAGCUUUCCAUCUCCCACCGCCAGAUACUGGAAGAGUAUCGAGCAUUCCGCAAUGAGCUCGAAGCACACCAAACCCAACUUGUGGAAAGCAAAGCGGCUCUUCAGAAGAUGUUGGAAGAACGGGAUGCCAAGGUGGCCGCUCUUGACGAAGCCAACAAAACUCUCGAAACAGCAGUAGAGGACAAGGAAAAGACCCUGUCCGAGCUACAAGAGCUGAAGAGUAAGCUCGAGAAAGACGCCGAGGCCGCAAUCUCGCAGCUUGAGGAAGAGAAGAAGAAGAUCGAUGCGAUGGCGAGUGAGGCCGAAGGAUUGAAGACGACUGUGGCAGGCCUCAGCACCGAGUUAGCCAGGUCAAAGGAAGAGGCAAAGGCAGUCGAGGACAAAGAGCGCGAGACAAGUUCCCGAAUGCAGAUACUGCAAACAACCGUGGAUACUAUUGCGAAAGAACUGCAGAUAAAAUCUGAGCAGUUGGCCAAAAAUGAGCAAUACCGGGUUGUCUUGGUCGAUGAACCGGAGGACAAAUAUGUAUCGAUCCUCGACAACAUCUGGACAUCUGUCAUCCAUUUGGUUGAAACGCACCUCAAGCAGGACUUGGAUGAGAAGGUCCUGUCGGAUUCUUCCUGCUGGAAAUCACUUCAGGAGUCUCCAUAUCUCAAAGGCGCAACCCAAAUACCCCUACCACGAUCCAAUUCUCUCGCUGCGAAAAGAAUGCGAGUGGCCGCAGUUCUUGCCGUCCUCUCGAGGGCACUCGACCGACAUAUUUUCCGCCCGAUUUAUCUCAUGGACGAUGCCGACAGUGUCGGCGCAGAAGUUGGACUGGCGCGCUUGCUUCGUGAGGUUGAAGCACUGGAUCCGGAACGAGAGGUGCAUUGUCGAGCCACAUUGCUCGCCGCGUUGCCAGAAGAGCGACAGAGAGCCAGUGCAAAACGCCGAGCACAGCAAGCAGUGAGGGACGUGCAGUGGGUUGUCCAGCACCUCCUUGGCGCAUUGCAAUACGGUGCCUUUUGCGCUGCACUCGAAUCGGUCUGCACUUUGGCAUGUACCAAGUGGAUGGAGAUUCAGAAAGCUCGCAUGAAGAUUGAGCCAUAUUUCGGCCAGCCAUAUGACGACUACGACUGGCAGGUACUGCCUCUCCUUGAGGGCGAGAGUGAAGGUGCUACUGGCUCUGCUGGUGCCCUGACUCCACCGCGAUCAAACGCACCUUCAGCACACGGAAGUCCGCAUCAGGGACCGCAGGUGAUGGCCAGCGAGCCUGACCCGAGCGAUGCUCCAGCAGUAUCCACGGCCGAGGACUCGGCUGUUAUUGAAGACGACGAGUCCGACGCUGAGAUAGAACCAGACAAUAUCUUACUUGUUGUCUGGCCCACUAUGUGCGCCAUCGAGGAAGGUGACCUGUCCUCAAUCACCCAAGGACUUGUCAUUUCCAAGGAGCAGGCGCGGGACGCGCAGAGCGAAGUCAAAACACGUCAAGUACCGCGUCCUGCACAGAAGAGAGCCCGCACAAUGUCCGUCCCAGGACAUGUGGCUGGCGUCAGUGCUGGUAAAGCUUUUUUAGGAGCUGGAGAGGGAGCAUCGAAGGAUGGCUGA
Thyridium curvatum is the source of this 1722-nucleotide messenger RNA. RefSeq lists its product as uncharacterized. The coding region runs from base 1 to 1722 and encodes 573 amino acids. The record is from RefSeq and is a predicted model, not a curated record. The transcript has 2 exons. NCBI's taxonomy places the organism in Eukaryota, Fungi, Ascomycota, Sordariomycetes, Thyridiales, Thyridiaceae.